Molecule: messenger RNA, 2285 nt
Organism: Triticum urartu
Lineage: Eukaryota; Viridiplantae; Streptophyta; Magnoliopsida; Poales; Poaceae
Product: pseudo histidine-containing phosphotransfer protein 5
Biological process (GO): phosphorylation; phosphorelay signal transduction system; cytokinin-activated signaling pathway
Cellular component (GO): cytoplasm; nucleus
Molecular function (GO): histidine phosphotransfer kinase activity; protein histidine kinase binding
Source: RefSeq, a predicted model, not a curated record
AGGCCUGGCAUGCUUUCCGAAGGGUGUUGUCAUGUGAAUGUUCUGUAUGUAAAGGGAAAGCGAUGCAGCUGCAAGGAUGAAGAGUGAAAACCAUGCUAUAGGAUCUUUAUAUAAAUGCAUGCAACAUUCAGGGAAGGUAGUAACUGUUAUAUGUUAAUUCAUCUUCUGCACUCGUUUUAUCACUCAGUGCUAUAGCAAUUUUGUCUGCCUAGAACUUUCUCUUCUUUUCUAAUCCUCCAAUCAAAUGGGCCUUUGGGCUAUUUCAUUCCACAUCAGAUUCUCUUAUCAAGAUGUGAUGCUGAUUGAAGGACGGUGAAGACCAAUCCUUGGACCAAUCACUGGAUGGAUCUAUUUCGCUUCUUUUUGCAAAGCUUGAUAACGUGCCACGUGGUCCAGUGAUUUGAGAGAGUCUUGGUUUGUAACUGUUUGAAGGAGAUUGAAAUCGUUUUCUUUCUCUAGCUUUCUUUGGGCUGUGCACAAAGUAGGCAUAUCUUAGACCUAUUUGAAUUCUCUAUCGUUCUCGAUGAUUUUAUCACCACAUUAUGCUUGAACUUUGAGAUACACAAACACUAGUUUUGUUAUACCAUUCCCCUUAUGUCCGUGUAUUAGUUCCUGCAACGUGUCGCUCUAGAAAAUUUCCUCUAUCAGGACAGUUCAUAUAUCCAGACUUGACACAUGUUCAUUUCCUGUAAGAAUGAGCCACCACAUGAAACAUCUUAUGUGAUCAAGUAAUACUCUUUAUGUUCAUUGUCUUGAUUCUUGGACUCCAGUAUGCUCAGACCGAGGCAUGUAUAGAUGAACCCAUGUAAAUGUUCCUCACCGGGAAAAGAGAAUGCUGUUUUGUUUCGCCCUCGAUGAAUGACCAUUGAAUUCCUUCUUUCCAAUUUAGUCUGAUAAUGUCAAGCCUUGAGAAAGUUGUUAGAAUUUAGAACUUGUCAGAAGCUAUCACAUGCAGAUGCUGACCUGUAUCUGAUUAUGUUAUAAGUAUUGUUUUUUUAACCUUUUUACCUUCUUCUGGAGUUUGUUCUUCAGGUUUGCAGAUGUCAAAUUUGUAUGCUCGAUGAUGUGCGAUGUAGAAAAAAUGGACUGAGGGUAGUAACCCAUCUGCAUAGACCAAAGAAGAAAGGCUUGGGUUUCUACACGCCAAUAUAAAGGAGGAGCAUCACAGUCUGUUGAUGUUCAAGUCAUUCUCCAAAAUGUGAAUAGAUGCUGCACACGCUGCAACAAAACCAUUUGCAUAUGUAAGAUGAUAAGGCUUUGCCAUCAGAACUUCAAAAUAUCUUCACUUCCACUUAUGUUGGUGGAGGAACAGUGAAGCCUCCAGAGCUAUAUAAACAACCUGAUGUUCAACUUUCUACAACCAGAGAGAUCGACCAGUUGGAUAUGCAUUUUGUGCUUGCCUCCCACAGCCCCUGCUUAGCCUCUUUUCCCAUCGUUCAACACUUAUAAAUGGAGUAUGCUAAUUUACGACGCCAAGCAGCAUCCUUGAAAAGGAGCCUCUUUGAUCAGGGGUAUUUGGAUGAGCAAUUUUGCCAGGUUGAGGACUUGCAGGAUGAAGCAAGCCCCAAUUUUGCAGAAGAAGUGGUCUCCUUGUUCUUCAAGGACUCAGCGAGGCUAGUGACAAACAUUGAGCAAGCUAUGGAGAAGUAUCCAAAAGAUUUCAAUAGAUGGGAUGCACACAUGCAGCAGCUUAGAGGCAGCUGUUUUAGCAUCGGCGCUUCUAAGAUGAACAAUGAGUGCACAUCUUUCAGGAACAGCUGUGGAGAAGAAAAUGCUGAAGGCUGCAGGAGAACUUUCCAGAAAGUGAAGAGGGAGCAUGCUAUUCUGAGGCAGAAGCUGGAGUCCUACUUCCAGCUGCUGCGACAAGCUGGUCCUGCCAGGGCCGCGACCAGGCCUGGAAGCAUGUAAGGCGCUGGCGCUUUACAGGGAGGUGAACCAGUAUAUCUCUAUACGGGAUUGUUGCAGAGGAAGAAGACCCAGGAACAGGAGACAUGCCUGGCGUUAGUUCAUUAAUGCCUGAAAGAUACCGUAUAAUGAUCAUAAAAAAAGGUAUCAUAGUAAUAUAAUCAUAAGGGCACCAUGUUGGUGUCCUGUUGGAUAAUAGUCUGAUAUAGUCGUAUCAUGUCAUGUCCGCGCUUAUGUACGGUAAAUAAAACCAACCGAGCUUGCAAGUGUCUGUUACGGAGUAUUAAUUAAUUAAUUUAUUGACAAGGAGCCUGUGAAUGAAUGUUUGCACAACAGCCAACUGGAAAGCAAUAGUCAUAUUUCUUAUCCAUUGAUUCUUC